Molecule: messenger RNA, 832 nt
Organism: Prosopis cineraria
Lineage: Eukaryota; Viridiplantae; Streptophyta; Magnoliopsida; Fabales; Fabaceae
Product: F-box protein SNE
Exons: 1
Coding region: 72-545 (157 amino acids)
Biological process (GO): regulation of gibberellic acid mediated signaling pathway; gibberellic acid mediated signaling pathway
Cellular component (GO): SCF ubiquitin ligase complex
Molecular function (GO): protein binding
Source: RefSeq, a predicted model, not a curated record
CUCACCUUCACUUGCCAUUUUCUCUUAAACCCACAACACAACACAUCCCACUUCACUUCUCUCAGGUUGAAAUGGUGCACCACCAUGAAAGCUCCGAAGAAGCCAAAAACGACCCACAGGAGCAAGCGAAACGACCCAAGUUUUCCAUAAACGACGACGUCGACAUUCUCCGGGAAAUCCUAAAACGACUGGACGGUCCUUCUCUGGGCGUAGCCGCCUGCGUCUGCCGUCUCUGGUGUAACCUCACUCGAAACGACGACACCCUCUGGGAGCACCUCUGUUUUCGCAACGUGUCGUCUCCUCCUCCACCCUCUGUCCGCCCCGUUGUCGUUGCUCUCGGCGGCUACAAGCGCCUUUACAUGGUGUGCGUGCAACCCAUUCUGAGUCGACUCGGCGACUCUGACCGGGUCAGGAAACGGGUCUGGACUCGUCACGCGGUUCAACUCUCCCUCUCCUUGUUUUGCAUUGACAGCUAUGAGAGAAGACUCAGUGGUGACGCGUCCGCUUCGUCGCUCAUGUUCCUCUGUAACCCCAUCAACGUUUGAUUUAUUGACUUUCUUUUUCAUAAAAAAAAUUUCGAUUCGUUUAUUAAUAUUAUUAUUUUGAUAUUAUUUCGCCUUUAGCAAGUUGUAGCAAAAUAAUGGUAAACACUGUUUGGUAUCGAACAAUAUGGACACAUAUCUACUACAAAAAUAUUAGGAAAUAGGAACAUUUUUUUCUGAACUCCUUUUUUUUUAAUAUUGUUGUUAUGAUUAUAUGUGUUGAAGUGGUCAAAUGAAUCCUAUCUUGCUUAUUAUUAUUAAUUUUUUAAUUUCCCCACUUGGUCUGUGUU